Messenger RNA from Exophiala xenobiotica, 1050 nucleotides. RefSeq lists its product as uncharacterized. The transcript has 2 exons. Bases 1 to 1050 code for a protein of 349 amino acids. The record is from RefSeq and is a predicted model, not a curated record. Lineage: Eukaryota; Fungi; Ascomycota; Eurotiomycetes; Chaetothyriales; Herpotrichiellaceae.
AUGAAGCGGCAGUGUCUUGGGCUUAGCACACAGGGCAUGCCGCACCGUCAAACCCUCGCGGAGAGUAGGUUCGACACGACUCCUCCCUCCACGAUCAACGGCGCCAUCCGACUUCCUGGCCAACACGUUCCGACGAGCCAAUAUCUCUCGACCGAACCUGCCCAUAUCAGAGAGCAGCCCCUCACAAAUCCAUAUGGACGACCUUCGGCAGCCGUAUCUUCCACGGCAGGUUUUGUCCAGACAAAGGCGCAGCAAACGGAAUGCCCGCAACCACCGUCCGAGGCUCGAGAGAUCGGGCAGUUCUUCGUCCACAGCACAGAGUACCCCAGAGGCCAUCGCUUCUUCACGCCAAAGCCCGAAGAGAUCUCUUUCCUGCCUCCACUCGCGAUCAAACGUCCCGAUCUUGCCGAAACUCGACAGCUCUCUCUGCAGCGCGUGCCUCCAUGUAUCCUCUUUGUCCAGUUCCCAUGCAAGCAGCGGUGCCGCAGUCUGGGCAUCUGCAUUCAUUAUCAAUUUGUGGUCCCGUGCGGCAAGUGUCCUGACGGCUUGAUAUGUCCGGCCUGUAUGCGGAACAACACCCAGCAGGCCAUUUCAGCGAGCCGCAAGUGUCCUUUGCAUCAAAACCCCGACCAGCCCAACCCUAUCAACAAUCGAGUGGAGGAUUUUCUGGCGACGGACCCGCAGAAGGCACUAUGUGACGAGAUCCUGGCUAGGUCAUUAGCUUGCCGGUGGGAAGAUACUCCAGGUCUUACGCAGGCAACAAACCAGUGUGAAGGAGAAGAUGAAAGCUCGACCGACAAGGAUCGCUUUACUAGAGAAAGCACGCCACGGAACCUGGAUGAUGUGCAGAUGAUGGACAGCGUCAUGGAACAAACCGAGGAGAGCCAGGACGGCGAGAUCUAUACGCUCGCUCCACCAAGUUCUGUGCUGCUCGCUGAUCCUGAUGCGCAACCCUCAACUUCGACCGAUUUGGCCACGUUCGACUUAUUUGGUGGUCCUCUGGGAAUGCAAGUAUCGAUGCCGCAGCGAUUUGGCGGACGAGGAGCGUGA